AUGAAUGAGAAUGAUGAUUAUACAUAUGUCCAACGACGUCUUUGUGCUGUUAUGGCAAAAUCUGAAUGGACAUCGUCUCGUAUGCGUAUGCAAAAAAGUGGUGAAGAAUUACGUGAACGUCGAGCUAAAUCACAUCAAACAGCAAAUAAAUUUUUACAAGAACUCCUUGAACAACGAACUGAUAGUGAUUUAAUUGAUGAUAAUGGUGCUGUUGAUCGUUAUCAUAAAUUUGUUAAAUAUAAAUCAGCAUUAAAUGAUGAUACAAAUAGUACAUUAGAUGAAUUUAAUCGACGUUUACGUGCUUUAAAUAAUAAUCGACGAAAUCAAACAAUAAAAUUAAAUAAUCAAAAUUUAAAUACAAUUCAAGAAAAAAAACAACAAUUAUUGAUAAACGAUUUACAAUCAACAAUUGAAGUUCAUAAUGAUAAGAAAGAUAUAAAUGUACAACAAAUACAUUAUGAAGAAUGUUCAAAGCCAUCUAGAAUAUUACCAACAAUACCUAUAACAUCAACUCCAAAUGAUACACCAAAUGAAUCAACUACUCCUAUCUUUUAUAACGAUGAAAUUCAAGAAUUAUCUAAUGCUCAAUCAACACACAUAUCAUUUAUUGAUAGUCUAGAAAAUCAUAUUGAUUCAUCUACGCAUGAACAUAAUGCAUCAUUAGUAGAAAAAGCUGAUACAAUCAAUUCUUCAACAUCAUCAUUAAAUGAUUCAAUAACACAAACUGUAGUUGCACCAAAAGCACGGCGACCAGAUGGUACUGAAAUGAUUCUUUCAUCAUCAAAAAGUCCAAUAUCAUGUAUGUCAUCUAAUAUAUCAUUACUUAACCAUGUUCAUUUUCCACGUUCAUUAACAUUACGUGGAAAAAUUCAUAUAAGUUCAGCAUCAAAACGACAAUUACCAACUCUUCCAUGUUUACAAUCAAAUGAAAAACAACAAAAUCAAUAUGAACAAUUUGAUAUAAAACAAUUAUAUGAUUUACUUGAUCAUUUAGAUAAUGAUUCUAAACAAUAUUCAAAUACAGAUUUUACUAAUAUGCUUGAUCAAUUAACAUUAUCAACUAUUAUUUAUAAUAAUCAAGAUGAAAUAAAUACUAAUUUUUCAAUAGAAAAUCUAUCAUUAAUUAAUAAUAAUAAUAAUAAUAAUGAAGAAAAUAUUCUUCCAAAUUUAUUCGAUCAAUCAUUACCACCAAAACAAGAAAAACUUUUUUAUACAACAUUAACUAUUAAUAUGAAUGAUUUAAAAAAUAUUUUUCUAUAUACAAUGACAAUAAGUACAGUACAAAUAAGUGCAUCAAUAUUAGUUCCAUAUUCAAUACUUAAUGGUCGACGACCUUUUUUACAAUGUUCAAAGCAAACACAUUUUAAACAAAUUCAUUCGAAACAACAAAAAUAUACAUGUCAAGUAACAGCUAUUGAAUCAUCAUUAAAUAUAAAACAACUUCAACAAAAUGAUAUUAUAUUAAAAAUUAACGAUCAAUCUGUAUGGGGUUUAACUACGAAUGGAAUUAUUGAUAUUUUAAAACAAUACGGCAAACAAUCUAAUAAUUGUUCUUUAACAAUAGCUCGACUAUGUCAGCCAUUUUUUUAA
Messenger RNA from Rotaria sordida, 1590 nucleotides. The record is from the annotation of a GenBank genome assembly. NCBI's taxonomy places the organism in Eukaryota, Metazoa, Rotifera, Eurotatoria, Philodinida, Philodinidae.